AUGGAAGACGAAAGCUACACAGCAGUCGAAGCACCAGUACCAGUGAGGAGGACGAGAGGUUUCAAGGCGAAAGAGGCAGCAAUGUACCGACGAAAAUGGUUACCACAUGAUGAGGACGUUCAAUCCGGUAGUGAUCGGCCAAUUAAGCAACAACGUGACCGCAAGAAAAUUGGCGACAAUUAUUCAAAGCAUUUAACAUCGAAAACAGGAAUUAAGAGUCGAAGCGAUUCAUCUGAUUCCACGUCGAGCUCGGACAAAUCAACAGAGUCGAAUGAUAGCGGUCAGCAGAGUGGAAUCAAUCUUGCAAAAUCGGCAUCCGAGAAUCCACUGAGACGAUUCUACUGUCAGAAGCCUAAACCAAAUCCACCUCUGGAGCAUGUUUUGGGGUUGCGUUCAGUGAAAAGCACAUCUGAUAAACGUCGUGAACUCGGCUCUUCGGUUGCAUUCAAAUGGCCGUUGAGAUCUAAAAAUGCGAAAAACACUAAAAGGGCAAUGAAAACUGCAAGAGGCAAGAAUAGACAACAAUCCAGAUCAUGCGAAGAAGGUGUUCGACAGUAUCUUACUGAUCUACUCAUUGUUGAUUCUGGAUCAGAGCGACGUUCGUAUCGCAUCAAAGAGGGGGUAGGCAACAAUCGCGGAGCCGUAAAGCAAAUCCGCUCAGCAUCGUCAACGUCACCGGGUCUGACAACGCCCAGCGUUGAUCGACAACGUGCAAAUCAGAAUUAUGGCGGCGAUAAAAAGAAACGUUUAAAAGUGCUCCCGAUGAGAAAAACGAAGUCUUAUCCAGAACGGCAACACCAGCGUACUGCUAUGAAAGCAACUCGAAAAUCGCAGUUAUCAGCUGAGAAUCAAGAUCCCCAAAAUGAGGCUCUCAAAAAGCACCAUCACCGAAUCCGAGUUGAUUCCGAUGAAAUGCAUCAUCGACCGCGCAAACUCUACCCGCAAACCAUUUUGAAAAGUCGUCAAGGAAAUCAAGCGGAUUUUGGAAGAAAUGAUCAACGUUGUCAAAGUGAGCCAUCAGAAUCUCAAACUGCAGACGACAGCCCAAUUAGUCCAAAUCAACGUGAAAAGGAUCUACGCAAGUCAACGUCUUCACCUGAUCGUCAACGUGAAGAGCCCGCACGACCUUCUUUGUGGAAUGCAUUAACUGGAUUGGUCGGUUCACUCGCUGGUUAUGCAGGAGGCCCUCAGCAACUGUUGCAGAAAAUAGGUGGAAAUACAGAUCGUCGAAAAACGAAAUCAGGCAAUUUGCAACGUGUCAGUAUUCGAAAUCGGCAUCGAUCCAGCAAUAUGCACCAACGACAUGGACAUAAUGCUGCGAGACGGCAUUCAAGAAACAAUCGUAAACAUCACAUUAGCACCACAAAACGAACUAACGAUGAUGCAGCACUACGAAUAAAGCUAAGUUCGAGAUCAACGUCACGUAAAAUGCAUAAGACGAAACCUGUCAAUCCAGCCACCAACAGCCAGAAAACUUUUAAUCGUCACACAGGUCAUCACCAUCAACAUCGCUCGAAAUACCGAUCCGCAACUGAUUAA
This is a messenger RNA of Anisakis simplex (herring worm), 1539 nucleotides long. NCBI's taxonomy places the organism in Eukaryota, Metazoa, Nematoda, Chromadorea, Rhabditida, Anisakidae. The record is from the annotation of a GenBank genome assembly.